AGAACUGGUACGAGCUGUCAACAACGUGUGUGGUUGUUAGUUACAUGUAUUGAUACUUGUAGUUAAUCGAUAAAAAACGGAUUCUGUAGCUAGCAAACAUCUAUUAUUGAGCAGAGAUGGAAGCGACUGAAACAAAUUAUGCAUGUAACAGUAGUGAGUUUAGAAGAAGCGAGUUAUCAGACACAGAACUCGAGAUUGUGGGACAACCCUACUCCAUCUCGGUGCUCAAAGUAGGCUAUUGUCUGUCCGAACAGGACGGUUCUUUUCGAGCAGACGGGACUAUCACUCUUCUAACGGGACCUAGAACUAUUCUAGUAGACACCGGAGGACCGUGGGACCGGGACUUUCUAGUGAAACGGCUGAAGGAUAAGCGAUUAGACCCGGCUGAUAUCAGCUUGGUGGUGGGGACACAUGGCCACUCGGACCAUGUUGGUAAUCUGGGGCUGUUUCCAGGGGCAACAAUAGUUGUGGGGUGUGACAUCAGUGAGGGGGAUAGGUACCUUCCGAACCAGCUGUCUGAGGGGCAACCCUAUCCUAUUGAUGAACAUGUAUCAAUAGUACCCACUCCAGGCCACACAGGGCGUGAUGUGAGCCUUCUUGUGAAGGGAACCACAAUGGGCACGGUGCUUGUUGCCGGGGACCUAUUUGAGCGUUGCACUGAUGACGACAGUUGGAGAGAACUGAGUGAGAAUCCUGCCGUUCAGGAGGCCAGCCGACAGGAGGCGCUACGCACCUCUGAUGUCAUCAUCCCAGGACACGGGUUGCCAUUCAGGAUCCACAGGGAGGAGGUGGAUGGACGCUCCGGGUAGAAACUGCCCUGUUAGGCCCUUAGGCAUAGAUCAGUUUUAGCCUUCCUCUCUCUAACCGUAGCAAUGUGGGGGAAGAAGUGCAAAACCUUAGAUCAGUGGUUAGAUGUAACCACUGAUGUGUACAGUGCAUUCAGAAAGUAUUCAGACCCCUUCCCUUUUUCCACAUUUUGUUACGUUACAGCCUUAUUAUAAAAUGGAUUUAAAAAAUAUUUAAAAAAUCUCAUCAAUCUACACGCAAUACCCCAAAAUGACAUCACGAUACUCUAUAAUGACAAAGCAAAAACAGGUUUUUAGACAUUUUAGCGAAUUGUUUGUAGAGCUCUGUGACAGGUUUGUGUCGAGGCACAAAUCUGUGGAAGGGUACAAAAACAUUUCUGCUGCAUUAAAGGUCCGCAAGAACACAGUGGCCUCCGUCAUUCUUAAAUGGAAGAAGUUUGGUACCACCAAGACUUCCUAGAGCUGGCCGCCUGGCCAAACUGAGCAAUCUGGGGAGAAGGGCCUUGGUCAGGGUGGUGACCAAGAACCCAAUUGUCACUCUGACAGAGCUCCAGUUCCUCUGUGUAGAUGAGAGAACCUUCCAGAAGGACCACCAUCUCUGCAGCACUUCACCAAUCAGGCAAUUAUGGUAGAGUGGCCAGACAGAAGCCACUCCUCAGUAAAAGUCACAUAACAGCCCGCUUGGAAUUUGCGCAAAGGCACCUAAAUGACUCUUAGACAAUGUGAAACAAGAUUCUCUGGUCUGAUGAAACCAUGAUUUAACUCUUUGCCCUGAAUGCCAAGCGUCAUGUCUGGAUGAAACCUGGCACCAUUCCUACGGUGAAGCACGGUGGAGGCAGCAUCAUGCUGUGGGGAUGUAUUUCAGGCACUGGGAGACUAGUCAGGAUUGAGGGAAAGAUGAACCGAGCAAAGUGCAUAGAGAUCCUUGAUGAAAACCUGCUCCAGACCGCUCAGGACCUCAGACUGGGGCGAUGGUUCACCUUCCAAUAGGACAACGACCCUAAGCACACAGCCAAGACAAUGCAGGACAUGUCUCUGAAUGUUCUUGAGUGGCCGAGCCAGAGCCCGGACUUGAACCUGAGUAAAGGGUCUGAAUACUUACAGUACAAAUCAAAAGUUUGGACACACCUAUUCAUUCAAGGGUUUUUCUUUAUUUGUAAAAAUUUUUACAUUUUAGAAUAAUAGUGAAGACAUCAAAACUAUGAAAUAACACAUGGAAUCAUGUAGUAACCAAAAAACUGUUAAACAGAUCCAAAUUUGUUUUAUAUUUCAGAUUCUUCGAAAUAGCCACCCUUUGGCUUGAUGACAGCUUUGCACACUCUUGGGAUUCUCUCAACUAGCUUCAUGAGGUAGUCACCUGGAAGGCAUUUCAAUUAAUAAGUGUGCCUUGUUAAAAGUUCAUUUGUAGAAUUUCUUUCCUUAAAACCUUUUGUGACUAGGGGGCAGUAUUUUCAUUUUUGGAAAAAAAAACAUUCCCGUAGUAAACAGGAUAUUUUGUCAGGACAAGAUGCUAGAAUAUGCAUAUAAUUGACAGCUUAGGAUAGAAAACACUCUAAAGUUUCCAAAACUGUAAAAAUAUUGUCUGUGAGUAUAACAGAACUGAUGUUGCAGGCGAAAGCCUGAGAAAAAUCCAAUCCAGAAGUGCCUCAUGUUUUGAAAGCGCUGCGUUCCAAUGUGUCCCUAUUGAGCAGUGAAUGGGCUAUCAACCAGAUUACUCUUUUUCCGUAUUCCCGAAGGUGUCUACAGCAUUGUGACGUAGUUUUACGCAUUUAUGUUGAAGAAUACCCGUAGGCGGCUACAUUGCGCAAGUGGUCACCUGAUGCUCCCAGAGAGAUUCUCGCGUAAAAUACAGAGGUAGCCAUUACUCCAAUCGGUCCUACUGAAAAACUAAUUGUCCCGAUGGAUAUAUUAUCGAAUAGAUAUUUGAAAACACCUUAAGGAUUGAGUAUAAACAACGUUUGCCAUGUUUCUGUCAAUAUUAUGGAGUUCAUUUUGAAUAUUUUUCAGCGUUUUCGUGACUGCAAUUUCCGGACGAUUUCUCAGCCAAACGUGAAGAACAAACGGAGCUAUUUCGCCUACAAAAAUAAUAUUUUUGGAAAAAAGGUACAUUUGCUAUCUAACUGGGAGUCUCGUGAGUGAAAACAUCCGAAGCUCAUCAAAGGUAAACGAUUUAAUUUGAUUGCUUUUCUGAUUUCCGUGACCAAGUUACCUGCUGCUAGCUGGACAAAAUGCCCAUAAACUUACACAAAUGCUUGUCUAGCUUUGGCUGUAAAGCAUAUUGUGAAAAUCUGAGAUGACAGGGUGAUUAACAAAAGGCUAAGCUGUCUCAAUAUAUUUCACUUGUGAUUUUCAUGAAUAGGAAUAUUUUCUAGGAAUAUUUAUGUCCGUUGCGUUAUGCUAAUUAGUGUCAGUCGAUGAUUACGCUCCCUCAUGCGGGAUGGGGAGUCACUAGAGGUUAAAUACUUAACCCAAGUCUACCAUAAUUAAAACUUAUUCUUGCUAAUUUUAUAACCUUAUUCAACAACAACCUAUAAUAAUACUAUUAUAUCAAUUUCACAGCCUUGUUGUGUUACUCUUCUCACAAAAAUAUAAUCUGCAUACAACAACAGCUAAGGGAAAAUAAAACUUAGCUAGGUUACUAAACAUUACUUAAGCCAAAAUAGUCAUCAGUAUUACAAAUCACCUUCAAUUCAUUAUCCCAAUGGCUUUCCCAUGAUGCUGAUCAAACCACAAUGGAAAGUCAUGAUAGAGGUCAUAGGUCAUACAAACCCUUCAAAGAAGUGUUUCUUACUAUAUUAGACAAAUUAAAGAAAAAACGUCUAACAUUUUCUACAUGUUGUAUCCCAGGUUCCCAGAACGUUCCUUUAUCAAAAUAAUUCACUUUUUAAAUUAGAACUCAGAAAAUAAAACUUCUAAAAUGUCAUGUGUGUGCGUGCCCCUUUAAGAUAUCGUGGCACUAAGACAAAUGGAAAUCUCACCAAACCCAAAGGAAAUAGAACACACCAAUCCAAAACAUAGUAUUUUUAAAAUAUCAACAAAUAGUUAUACACUUUUUGUUGUGUGUGGGUAUUUGCAAACCCUAGGUUAAAAACAAACAAAACAUUUCCAGGCCUUUUCAAUUUGGUUGUUUUUAUCUCACGCACCCAAGAUUAUAUCGCCAGGAAACAUUCCAAGGAGAGAGAGAACAACUGAUGCCCCUGAGACAAAUGUCUAUGUAUCAGUGGAAGAGCUCCAGGUGGUAUCCAAUUUUAAGUACCACGGCAUCAUACUUGAUUCCAACCUCUCUUUUAAAAAGCAAAUGAAAAAGGUAACUCAAAUAACCAAAUUCAACCUAGCUAAUUUCCAAAACAUAUGAAAUUGUUUGACUACAGAAGUAAAAAACUGUACUUCAAAUCUAUGAUACUCCCCCACUUAGCAUACUACCUGACCAGUUUACAACAUUAAAACCCAUUCAGUCUGUGCAAACAGGCUCUCAAAGUGCUUGAUAGGAAGCCCAAUAGCUACAUUCUCAAUAGCAUGAGCUCCUGCGUUGGAAAAAAUAUUGUGCAAUACACUGACGCAUGACUUGUAUUCAAGAUUCUACAUGUCCAGGCUUUAAAAAUAACAUGUAAAUCGCCAAAUUUAUAAAAUACAUCAGUCAACCCUUUUAGACUAAACAACAUAUUUCGGUGGGCACAACUCUAUCGCAAUUACCUAUCAGCUUAUUAUUAGAAUGCAUUAGAUUUAGGUAACUGUCUCGUCUUUGAUUGUUAUUUAAAUACAACUCCAUUCUCAAUAUGUUAUUUCAGCAGACCAUUUAGGCAACAGACAACGUAUUACAUUGAAAUCGCCUCGCUAUUAUUUUGAAUGAAUUAGUCUUUCAAUUUAAACUUAACAAGCUAUUAAAACAUUCAGUUUUUAUCUUAAACAAACACUGGCGACCGUGUCUUUCCAGGCAAAACAUACCAAUAGUUGAAUUACAAUCAGAAACGUGGAUUUUAGUCAAUAGGUGCAUAGGCUGGGAAAUGAACCCGGACCUCCCACAUGGCAGGCGAGACCACUGAACCACCAAAGCUUUCUAUAAUUGUCUGUAGUCGUAAAAUCAGGCAUGUACUUCCGAGACAAUUCCCAGAAAAUAGCCCGAAUUUAAAGGUCCAAGCAUUUCUCCGGGCGAUGAUUCUCAUUACUCUCGCUCUCAUUGUCUCUGUCUCUCUCUCUUUCUCUCCCGAUUGUCGCGCCUGUCCUUCCCCUUAUGUUUGCAGUUUUGGUGGUAGUGUCCUACUCGGUCACAAUGUUUACAGGGAGCCUUACACUACCGGGCGAGAUGUUCUGUCUUAUCGCAGUUGAAACACUUUCUAUUGUCUGAUCCUGUCCAUUUUUUCCAUUCUCUUUUAGGUCCCUUCCCCUUAAAGCCUCCUUUAUGCUUAUCUACAAUUACCCCGAUAGUUACUAUUAGAUACUGAUCUCCUUUCCGUUCUUUCUUUUCUAACUUUGUCACUCUCUAUCUCCUUCUCAGAAUUUAGGAAUACUUACUAUUGUGACUUUUGAUAAGUUAUUAGGUCUCACACGCACAUCAUUUUCCCCCUGCUGAUAUCCUUCUUGAAACUGUCUCUCUUUCUCUACACUUGCCUUCUUUGCCGGGCUUCAGACAGCCACACCCUGGCUGUAUCUAACCCUCAACCUGCUGUUUCCCUUGAUACUUUACACACGUCUUGUGUAUCUGCUUUAUCAUUCAUUCUCAUUUUUCUACAUCAAAACGUCCAUCAAAUUCAUACUUCUUUCUCCAUUUUGGACCAUAAUAUACAUUUAUUUUGUCCUUUGACUCCAUAUAUCUCUCAUCCCCGGUUAAUCCCAGGACCUCCUUUGAGGAUCUGCCACCCAUAGUAUCCUCUAUUGGUUUUUAGAAAUUUCUCCAAUACGGUAUAGGGUUAUAUGGUUGUUAUUUACCUACCUGCGUUAUUAGAAUAAUCCUAAACCCUUUUUAAUUGGAUUUCUAUCUGUUAACUAUUUUAAUGUAUCUCUACACAAAUACAUAACAAGUUCAACCCUAGGGGGAUUUCUAUCUGUUAAUUAUUUUAACCUCUCUGGGAUAUGUGGGACGCUAGUGCAAAUCAUGCCUUACCUUUGACGAGCUUCUUUUGUUGGCACUCCAAUAUGUCCCAUAAACAUCACAAAUGGUCCUUUUGUUUGAUUCAUUCCGUCGAUUAUAUGUCCAAAAUGUCCAUUUAUUUGGCGCAUUUGAUCCAGAAAAACACCGGUUCCAACUUGCACAACGUGACUACAAAGUAUCUCAAAGGUUACCUGUCAACUCUUCCAAAACAUUUCAAACUACUUUUGUAAAACAACUUUCUUUUUUUUUUAAAGUAAAUAAUCGAUAAAAUUGAAGACGGGAUGAUCUGUGUUCAAUACAGGAAGAAAACAAACUGACGCUACCUUUCUGGUCACGCACCUCUAUCUAACAGUACACUUCAAGUGACCCUCGUUCAAGAUGGUCGUACUUCUUCAUUACACAAAGGAAAAACGAAACCAAUUUCUAAAGACUGGUGACAUCCAGUGGAAGCGGUAGGAACUGCAAGAAGGUCCCUUAGAAAUCUGGAUUCCCAAUGAAACCCCAUUGAAAAGAGAGUGACCUCAAAAACAAAAAUCUGAAUGGUUUGACCUCGGGGUUUCGCCUUCUACAUAAGUUCUGUUAUACUCACAGACUUGAUUCAAAGUGUUUUCUAUCCAAAUAUACUAAUAAUAUGAAUAUCUUAUCUUCUGGGGAUGAGUAGUAGGCAGUUGAAUUUGGGCAUGCAUUUCAUCCAGACAUGAAAAUACUGCCCCGUCACCAAUAAGUUAAUGUAUCUCUACACCAAUACUCAACAAGUUCAAUCCUAGCGGAAUUUCUAUCUGUUAAUUAUCUUAAUGUAUCUCUACACCAAUACUCAACAAGUUCAAUCCUAGCGGAAUUUCUAUCUGUUAAUUAUCUUAAUGUAUCUCUACACCAAUACUCAACAAGUUCAUCCUCCGCUGUAUACUUUUAACAGUCUUUGACUAUCUCGAUACCAGGUAGUUUCUUUUGGUAAUGGCCUUAACUACCAUUAAUUAUUUCGGACCCGUCCCCUUGUUUCCCCGAUCUGUUACCCAGUGCCGCCAACACUAACAUAGAUACUUUUGUAUUUAAACAUUAGAUUAUAUGGACGGUAUACCCGAUACAAAUCUUACUUACUGUUGUUUUACAGUUACAAUUCUCCCUCACAUUUAUCUUGACCAAUGCUUUAUAGGAAUUUAAUCCAGUCCAUUCUAAGUAAAUUUUUAGUACGUUUAGAAUUUAACCCCAAACUAAUGAAUACAGAUUACGGACCUUAUCUUGCAGCUAAGAAUUCAAUGUAGGUUGGAUCUCGUCACCGUUUCUGUCGUGUACCAGUUCGCCACCGGCCUGUAAAGAACCCUCAGAAUGGGGCCAGGUCUACCCGUGCACGGUUUUCAGCACAUUUUCGGGCAGACGAAAAUUCCAAAUAGUAUCCGUAAAGUUCGUAGAAACAUGUCAAACGAUUUUUAUAAUCAAUCCUCAGGUUGUUUUUACAAUAAAUAAAUGAUAAUAUUUCAACCGGACCAUAUCUUUUUCAAUAGGAGAGAGAGAGAAAAUGUCUGCUCCAAGCUGUUGUGCAUGCAAAACUCUGCUGGCACCCAGCCACCCACUGACGCGAUGUGAUCGUUCUCGCUCAUUUUUCAGAAUAAAAGGCUGAAACUAUGUCUGAAGACUGUUCACACCAUGUGGAAGCCAUAGAGAAAUGAAUCUGGUUGAUAUCCUUUUAAAUGGAGGGAAGGCAUGCAAUGGAACAGGGAGCUUUCAAAAUAAGAGGCACUUCCAAGUUGGAUUUUCCUCAGGUUUUCGCCUACAAUAUCAGUUAUGUUAUUCUCACAGACAAUAUUUUGACAGUUUUGGAAACUUUAGUGUUUUCUAUCCUAAUCUGACAGUUAUAUGCAUAUUCUAGCUUCUAUUUUGGGUGCGUUGUUCAUCCAAACAUCAAAAUACUGCACCCUACACUCAACAGGUUAAUGAAGGAAACUCCAAUACCCCUUUGAGUUUAACUAAAUCUGAGGACUGCCCAUGAGCCCAGUUCGGACAGCCUUUUUCUGCUCUCCCGAAUAAAACCCCCACUUUGAGAAUUUCUCAACAGACCAUGUUUCCCUCAAUUACGAGAGGACAAAGGUUGUAGACCAGCUUACCUUGAUAACGAGAGGGCCAAGGUUUGAGUAGAUGGCUGAAUCUUUUAACCAUACCACAUGGUUAAACUCUUAGACUAUCGAUACCGACAGAAUAAGAACAAGUCUUUGAUAUUAAUUACUAGUCUGCAGCUAGGAAUUCGGUAUCAUUGAACGCAAAGACCGACAACCGCUGAAACAUCUAUCCAUAACAACAUGAAUGAAUGUCACUCUGAACUAUCCAUUCUAACCACAACAGAGAGGGCGGACAAACUGUCCAAUAGAAACAAACUUUUCAACAGAGACCCCGAUGACACACUGAGCAUAAAUAUAUAUAUUGAUUGCAAUUGUUCCCGAAUGAGUGAGCAUUCAUGUGCAAAGGAUUAGUAUUUCAAUUGUUAUAAUUAUCAACUGUGUCUUAUCUCAUUCGACCCCUACUUCCCUUUUGUACACCAAGCCGCGAUGCCGGUUUAUCCCACUUGGGAAACCCCGUUGUCAUUUCCUUGUAACUAUCUACUGUUUGUUUAUGCAUUUCUGUGAAUUACUUAGUUAGUAAAUAAAUUAUUUAAGACAAUUGAUGUAUGGAUGACUCAUAGGGAAAACUGGGUUUGUUCAGAUAACCAAGAAUUUACAACGUUUGGUAUGAGACUAAGGUAAAUUAUAAUUCAUUAAUUCAAAGACUAAUUGAUCAGAUACAAAAAUAUCUGAAGAGUUAUAUUAGGAAAAUUAUAACUUUGUAAUCUGAAUAUUUUCCUUGGUUCCCCGACAUUUGCCUGAUUAGUUAAUUACAGAGAAUCUUUGAUAAAAACUAAGUCUUCAGUUAAUGAUAGUAAAGACACGACACUACUUAUUAUUACUAUUAUUAUUAGUACUACUACAACUUUUACUACUACUAUUGCUACAAUUACUACUACUAUUGCUACAAUUACUACUAGCCAAUUUCGUGGUAUCCAAUUGUUGUAGUAGCUACUAUCUUGUCUCAUCGCUACAACUCCUGUACGGGCUCGGGAGAGACGAAGGUUGAAAGUCAUGUGAUACACAACCCAAUCAGCCGCACUGCUUCUUAACACGGCGCACAUCCAACCCGGAAGCCAGCCGCACCAAGAGGAAACACCAUGUACCUGACUCCUCGCGCCACAGGAGUCACUGGUGCGCGAUGAGACAAGGACAUCCCUCCCGAUUGUGCGUUGCCUGAUGGACCUCCCGGUCUCCCGGUCGCGGCCGGUUACGACGGAGCCUGGGCGCGAACCCAGGGUCUCUGAUGGCACAGCUGGCGCUGCUGUACAGCGCCCUUAACCACUGCGCCACCCGGGAGGACCUAAGUCGUUGUAUUUUAAGUCUUAAAAUCAAAGCUAAGAUGUUUUUUGGUUGGAAUUGCAGUAUGUAUUUAGUUUGUGAAUUUAGACAUGAGCUAGAAACUUUGACAGACUGGUUUCGCUUCGUCUCGUGGCUAUAAACACACACAGCCAUGUUACAAAUGUCACAACACCUGGCCUCAUGUACUUUUGGUUAAUUCAAGUUAUUAAUAAAUAUACCUUGUGUCCUAUCUGCCAUCACCUUUACUGUCCCACAUGCAUUACCUAACCAAACCACACCCAGUCUCUAGUUCCAAUUUCAUAGAGCUGGAGUAUCUACCUGUACAAAGAUCACUGCACCACAUCAACAACGACCUUCAACAAAGAUAAUAGGGGGCUAUUUGGGUAGCAGUACUGGUCAA
Oncorhynchus masou masou (cherry salmon) is the source of this 9690-nucleotide messenger RNA. It is a transcript of the gene mblac1, whose product is annotated as metallo-beta-lactamase domain containing 1. The record is from RefSeq and is a predicted model, not a curated record. The coding region runs from base 117 to 809 and encodes 230 amino acids. The transcript is spliced from 2 exons. Lineage: Eukaryota; Metazoa; Chordata; Actinopteri; Salmoniformes; Salmonidae.